UUUGCGUACCCUCGAAGCGUCAUGUCUACGUGUGGAUUUGACUACGAGUUCGUUGCGAAAGUGCCUAGAGAAUAUAUAUGUCCAAUAUGUGAAUGUCCUAUGCGGGGACCGGUGCAGACGAAAUGUGGCCACAGAUUUUGCAAGCGGUGUCUAACAAAGGCGAUGAAAAGCAAAAGAGAAUGUCCCAUUGACCGCCAAUCUCUUGAUUUACGUUUUAAACAGGACAUAUAUCCAGAUGUUGCCACUGAGAGGACCAUUUUGGAUUUAUGUGUGAAAUGCCGUAACGAAAAAAAUGGCUGUAAAUGGACUGGAGAACUCAGGAAUAUAGCGGAACAUGAAUCUAAGUGCAGUUUUGUAGGGGUAAAAUGCACUAACAAAGAUUGUGAAGCUACUCCCUUGAAAAAAGAUCUGAAUUAUCAUGCAACAAAGGAAUGUCCAAAGAGGAAUGUAGAGUGUCACUACUGUAAAAUUUUCUUUGUUUGGUGCAAUAAACAGGGACAUUUGGACGUGUGUACGAAGUAUCCGAUGGUUUGUCUUCAAAAAUGUGGUGAACUCAAAAUUCCAAGAGACAAGAUGAAUGAUCACAUUGAAGAAAACUGUCCCCAUACCAAGGUGGAGUGCACAUUUGCUUAUAUUGGUUGCAAAAUAAAGGUCCAAAGGAAAUCCAUCUCAGAUCACCUAAGGAAAUGUACUGAAUCCCAUCUAGAGUUGGCUUGUGGGAGGCUUCAGGAACUUCAGGUGUCAUCAACUGCGAUUACUGCCACUGUUGAAAGAAUGCAAGCUGAAAUGGUGACAGCCUCGAAAAAGAUCGAGGAAUUAUCAAAUGCAGCUCAGAAAAGCGAGGGAGUUCAAGAUCUACAUGAAAAGAUUACUCUAACAAAUAAGAAAUUGAAAGAACUACAAACUAAAAAGGAUGUCUUUGAACUUACCUCUGGACUUGAGGCUGUGCGUGCUGAAGUUGGUGUCAUUAGGACACAAAUGGAGGCGCUCUCCGAAAAAGACAAAAAGUUGGUGGAACUCCGUGAGGCAGUCAUUAGUUUGCAAAAGAAAAUCCAAAAAAUUGACAGCCAGCAAGUGUCACAUGGAGACGUGUCCAAAAUCAAAACAAAACUCCAAAACCUCCAAAAAGCAUUUACUAGUUUGGAAAAUCAAACAAGUAGCAAUGUUGAAAUUGUGAGGGAACAAAUCGACUCUGUCCAGUGGAAGAUCCAUGCAACUGUUUGGUCGGAUAGGAAACAAAAUCAAUCCCGUUUGGACGAAACUGUUAAAGAUUAUUCUGCUAGACUGGAUCAAAUGAAACACUUCAUUGUUUGUGUCGUCAUCAUAGGUAUGUGUUUCCUUCACUCGAUUUCGAUCUCAUCAUUUUCAAGCAAAGAGGAAUUGAAAGUUCUUCAGGCUUCAAGUGCAGAGAUCAAGCAGUUUGUAUUUGAAAACACACACUUUCUCAAAGAUGAGUCAGCAUGCCAAAGCAUCAAGUUUUUUUGGUCGUUCUCCAACUUCAGGUCGCGUUUUGAGAAAGCGAUCGCUGCUUCACAGCGUUGUUUUUUCAGUGAAUCAUUCUUUGUGGAGCCAUACGGGUACAAAAUGCGCCUUACUAUUUGCCCAGAUGGACCACCAGAAAUUAACUUUCAUCUCUCUGUGUAUGCCCAAUUACUUAGAGGUAGGAAUGACGACCAACUAGUGUGGCCUUUCCAGCAGAAAGUGGUGUUCACCUUAGUCGACCAACAAGAUAAUACAUCUAAGACUAAAAACAUUAGAAAAGCUCUAACACCUACAAGAAAGGGCAUGCCAAGAUGCCAGCAAUUGAAGUUCGCCAGACCCUCUAAAUCGCAUGAUGUGAAUAAUGACGUAUUUGGAAUCCAUAGGUUCAUUUCCCAUCUCGACCUUAAAAAAAGACGUUACGUACGCGAUGACACAAUUUUGAUUCAAUUCGAAGUCUAUCCUCCCCUCUGUGAUUGAAAAUGUGAGACCACAGUGUAGCAAAACCAUAUACACACGUAUACGUUCAUUGUACACAAAUGUGAGCUAAAAAUGUUCAAUGGUUCUGACCACGCUGACAGUGCGACAGCUGCGAGGGGUAAGGCCACAAAUAACUUUAAGACUGUAAAAAGAUUGAAUAAGUUUUGCAAAGGGAGGGCCAUCCAAUGUUUGAUUACGUGUGCGCAAGUUAGACUACAGAUUUUUAAGGCAUUUUAAAAUGUAGUUUAGUGAUUUGAGAGCACUGAAUUAGCUUUUCCACGAAACAGUUAAAUCGACUGUGGGCGCUGCGGUAAGAUUUCUGAAGCCCAAAGCAACAAGUCGGUGAGUUCUUUUUCGAAAAGAGUCAAGGUCAAAGCUACUUGCUUCGUUUGGCCCGUGCCGCAGUGCCUAUGAAAAGCCUGUUUGGGGAAAGUGUUGGACAAGACGGGGUGUGUCUCCUAGUAGAGUAAACGACCAGAAGCACGAAAAGUGCGGAGUAAGGACCUCUAAAGUGGGUUUUGUGAGAUAAAUAUUCUCCAUAUAUUUGACAUUCUAGUAGAUACGAAAAGUAAAGAUUCACUGUAAAUUUUAUAGUAUGUUAAAAGACGCCUGGUAAAUAGAUUAGAAAUCAUCUGGCAUGUAGCCCAAUAUUAAAGGUUCCUACAUGUUUGCACCAUCUGCUAUAUAUUACUGGACAGAAGCACAACAACAUAGAAUCUCUGUAUUUUAACAUAACUGAUAAUAUGAAUGGAAUUCACUCGUAGAGUAAAAGACUUAUAGGAAAAAGACAAUCGUGAUUACUAUUAAGUUUUAAUUCUUAAACUAUUUCAUUACCAUAAUUCAUGAUGAAUAUACCACUGUAAAUGUGCAUUUUGAACCACUUUUCAUUAAAUCGU
Pocillopora verrucosa is the source of this 2855-nucleotide messenger RNA. RefSeq names its product TNF receptor-associated factor 5. Gene Ontology annotation, molecular function: protein binding; zinc ion binding. Gene Ontology annotation, biological process: protein K63-linked ubiquitination; regulation of apoptotic process; tumor necrosis factor-mediated signaling pathway. The record is from RefSeq and is a predicted model, not a curated record. NCBI's taxonomy places the organism in Eukaryota, Metazoa, Cnidaria, Anthozoa, Scleractinia, Pocilloporidae.